AUGCUGGGGAUCUUGGUCUCGCUCUCCUGGCAUUCCACAAAGCAGCUCGCCUGUACCCUACGAGCUGGAGACGUGGUGGAGGCAGAACGAGCGUACAGGAAGGGGCUGGGGCUGAGCCCCAGGGAUGAAGAUGUCUAUUCGAAACUUGUGAAUGUCAUGUUGAGACGAGGGAAGAGAAAAGAAGCUGCGAAGCUCUGUGAGGAGCUAGUUUAUCUGCUAGCUUCACGGACAGGAGAAGCGAGAGACUGCGGAGAACGUUUUUAUCUUGAAGCAGCCAACAUCUUUCAUCUGAUCGAAGACUACCGUACUUCUGCUCGCUUGCUGUUGAUGUCUUCAAGGGUCUGCUAUCCUUCUCCUCGAUCUCUCGUGGCGUUUGCCCAGAUCUUGAUGCGUUCAAACUCCCAUGCGCUCGCCGUGCAGGCGCUCAUGGCGGCAGGGAGGAUGUUCAGGCUGCACAGAGGUGCGAGGUCAGAGGAGCUGGAAGAGGAGGAGGAUGAGGGGACGAGUCCAAGGGAUGGCAAGACAGCAACGGGGAGCAGGGAGGACCCGGUCCUAGCAGUAGAGCUGCUGUGUAACCUGAUGUUGAGCUUGCAACGGAGCUCCUUCUGGGUUUACCAUCACUUUCCGUUGAUCGAGUUUGACUCGAACUUGACGCGGCCAAGUACUUCAGACGUCUUUCUCUCUUGUUGGCCGAACGUCCUGACCUGCUGCUUCGGUGAUGAAUUCUGCACUUCUGCUACUCAUGCUGGAGAGAUUGGGCUUUCCGUGGAGCAGACAAAGGUUCUGGCUGAAGAGAAUGCGAAGAAACACUUGAGAGAAGUUCAAAUGCUAUACAACUCAAGUUUUGCUCUUCACAGUCUCGAUUUCACUUUAAUGUCAACCCGCAAGCUCCGCAUCGGGUAUCUUUCAGGGACGGGGUUUCAUGCUUCCACCACAACUGCCAACUUCAUUGUUGGGGUGUUGAAAUCACAUGACAGAAGACACGUUGUGGUUCAUUGUCUUGCACUUGCUGGCGAUGACGGCUCAAUGGUUGUAUCACUCACUCUGUUGAGAAAUGAAGGUCAGGAUGGAGAUCAGCAGAUCUUGCUUCGAGUUUGUUGA
Guillardia theta CCMP2712 is the source of this 1101-nucleotide messenger RNA. RefSeq lists its product as hypothetical. The transcript is spliced from 13 exons. Bases 1 to 1101 code for a protein of 366 amino acids. Gene Ontology annotation, molecular function: protein binding. NCBI's taxonomy places the organism in Eukaryota, Cryptophyceae, Pyrenomonadales, Geminigeraceae. The record is from RefSeq and is a predicted model, not a curated record.